Molecule: messenger RNA, 3031 nt
Organism: Caenorhabditis auriculariae
Lineage: Eukaryota; Metazoa; Nematoda; Chromadorea; Rhabditida; Rhabditidae
Source: the annotation of a GenBank genome assembly
AUGGAGUCCCGUCGUCAAGGGAGAUCCUCGUCGAACUUGGACAACAAAGGUAAUUAUUUUAACAAAACAAAAAUGAUGAGAAAAAUGGAAAACUUCUACAAAAAGUAAGAAAUUGUUUGAAAGUUCAGAUGAAUAGGCUUUUCACAACAAAGUUUUCAAUUCCUUUGUUUUUUUUUCUGAACACAUGAGGUCCAGAAGAUAUUUUUUAUUGACGAGCGCUCUUCAAAACUAGGGAAAAUUGUUCGAAUAAAUCUAAAAAACAUCGUAUGAUGUUAUGUGAGCCACGAAACUUAUUUAGGAAGUUUAGGCCUGCGUUCAAUUUCGGCCUGUCCUUCUCGCGUGAUCAAUCCGCAAAAGACUACUCAUGGUAAGUUUCGAAUAUCGGAUGUGUACGAGAUCAUUGGAAGUUUUCAUUCCAUUUCUCCGCAUUUCAGAAGUAGUGAUAUAUUCUUUGAACAAAAAAUUGGAGUUUAGGAGCCGCCGUCGUUCAUUCUCACAAACUCUCUGCCAUGCAAAAACGAGUACCCUGGGACCUUUCCCUGGCUGUCAAAAAAAGGUAAAAUAGUUAAAAUGAAAACUUCUUGAUUUUUUCUUCAAGAUAUUCAUUACUUUAGUGCUCAUUAUGAAUGAAAGAUGGAGAAAAAAGUAUUCUUUUCUGAUAUCUUCAUACAACAAUAAUGUUUUUCAGAGAAACAAGAGAGAAAAGAAGAUGAAGAUUAUUACCUUAAAUUGAGCCAGCUGGAUCUCAAUACGGACUACGCUCAAAUGGUCCCAAUCGUCGAAGCCCGGCGGGCAGUCCUAGCCGAAAGAGGUUGGUAUUUUUCUUUCUAUUGUACUAUUGUAUUGAAAAUUUACAAUUGGUUCAUCACUCGAAGAAAGGAAUGUAGAGCAAAAACUUUCUGAAAGUCUGAGACUGACGGAAAAAAUUCCUUUCAAUAAGUUUGUUUUCCUACUGCUGAAUAAUGAACAGAUGAAUCGGAAAUUUUUCAGCGUCUCGACCUGUGAAGAACGACCACGUCGCACCUUUCUUUCCAAAUCGACGAUCUAAAAAGCACGGGUCAUCACGCCGCUGUUUCCAUCGCGGAAACCCCGAAAUUUUUGUAAGAAACUUUUUUUCAUUCAGAGUAAAAAAACGUCAAAGUUUUUCUAUUUUUGUAUUUCAAAAAAAUGAUAGUUUUUUUCUCAGAAAGGCAUGGCACAGAAUGAAAAAUAAUUUGUCUUUCAGUCAUUUCCAAGGUUAUUCAAUGAAAUUUCGUGAACAUUUCAGAAGAAAAGCUCUAAACUAGACUUAUUUUUUGCAGGCCUUAGAAAAGAGACCCGCAAUUUUGCCUCCAAGGAUUCGAAAGUUCCUCACCGUGAACCAAUCGCGAAGGCCAUCAAAAAUAAAACAGGUAAGUGAAUUAUAAUCACUAAAAGAAGCAUAAAAUAUUUAAGAAGUUACUGAAGUCUCCCGAAAAUUAAAUUCCAAAAAGGAAAAACAAGAUCAGCAUUGUAAAAAGUACUGGAAAACCCUUCUAAUUUGAUGUGAAAAAUUUUUUUGAGUUACUAUUUGAAAAAAAUUCCUUUUUUCAACCGACAUGUAAGAAAUUCAACCGGAACUUGUGAUCGCAAAAAGACUUCAAUUAGGAUUUUUCAUAGAGCCAUCAAAUCUUCAUCUUGCAGAUGUUCCCGGAUAUCGCAAUAUUGGUUUUUUUCUGAAUGUUCGAAGGUCGACUUAGAUUCCGCUUUUUUUACGUCGAGAAGAGUGAAGGUAAAAAAACUUUACUAAUUCAAAUUUGAAAAACGAUCACUUAUCUAUUUAUCUCAUAUAACUUCAUAUGAUAUUUUUUUCCAAUUUUUUUGCUUCAAAUUAUGAAAAAAACAUCACUUACUCAAAAUAAAAAAAUACGAUUUCUGCAGAGAAGUCGACUUUUGCCCGAUCGUCGCAUUUCCAAUACGAAACGACUCGCUGGUGAGAAAAUUUCCUAUUCCAAAAAAAUACGAAAAUUCAUUUUUUUCAAGAGCUUUCUUGAAAGCGAAUAUAGCAGCCAAAAAGAAAAAAAUUCUUCCGAGCGAAAAAAACCUUUUUGAAAAAAAGUUUUAUUCAAUUUUGCAGUAGAAGUUUUUCUCAGGAAAAUUUUUGAUGAGAUAUCUCAAUUUCGGAGAUAAAAAAUUUUCAUGAAAAUAUCUCUGACGUAACGGAUAAGAAUUUAUGUAGCCUAUAAGUUUGAAAAAUUUUUCUUAAAUUUUAUUUUUCUUUAUUGAUAUUAUUUUUCAUAACUACUUUUCAGGUGAUGUUCCAAAUUUUAAUAAUGAGCUUUCAGUUGUUUCGGAGUCCAUGGUGGACCUGGAAAACUCGGACAUGUUCCAGGACAUUGAAAACUAUAUAGCAAACAUCCGUUCGCAGAAGCAGCUCACCAAAGGUGAGAAAAAGACGUUUUGCGCUCAUUUGGGCCGUUUCACAAACUUCAAAAUCAUUUCUCAUCGUAGAACUUUUUUUUCAGAGUCGAACCCCGAUCGUCGAAUGGAGUCGUUUGAAGACUUCCACACAGUCAAAGCAUCCCUGGAAAAGCCUGAUAUUUCAGGUAUCAGUAGUAGUUUAGACAAUUUUAUGAGUUCAUCGCAUAUGUCUUUAUCAGGAUUUGAAUAUAAACUUUUUUGGGAUAAAUUCACCAUAUCAGGAAAGAAAACUUUUUAGAAUACGUUUAGAUUUUUUACUGCAUGCACUUGGUUCUCAUGUCAUUUUAAAUUUGUGAAAAAGCGAGAAAAGAAAGAGUGUACAACUUUAAUGUUGAACUAGUUUAUUCCUAUCUUGAAAACUUACAAGUGAAAUGUGUUUGGAUUGCAGUGUAGAAACAAUAAUUUGAAAAGUUCUGCUCUACGGAAGGAAAUUAAUGAAUUCCAUUCCUUUGAAACAUAAAAAAAUAAUUAUUCCAAUAUUUCAGGUGGCACCGGAGCUGUUGUCGACAAACUGAUUACUGGAGGAAAGAAAAUCGCUGUGAAGAAAUCGUCUGAGGAGAAAAUCCACAAAGGCUCCCAGAACAGAGAUUGA